CAGCAUCCACCUGCAGCGCGUGCUCUCGCCUGUCCAGCAGUCUGGUCCAGAGAUGGAGGAGCAGAGGGAGGCAGGAGGAGGUGCAGAGUCUCAGGAGAGAGGAGGAGGCGUGCGCUUCAUCACGGAGGAGCUGCUGCUGAGGCUGACGGGCUGUCCGUCUCUGUCUCUGGUCCGGUCCCUGAAUCUGUCCUCAGCUGGAGACAAACGGAUCAAGUUCAUCGAGAACCUUCACGGCUGUCAGCGGCUGCAGGUUUUAAACUUGAACAACAACUUGAUCCGGAGGAUGGAGAGACUGAACGCUCUGACUCAGCUGAGAGAGCUGCAGCUGAGUCACAACAACAUCCA
Molecule: messenger RNA, 345 nt
Organism: Plectropomus leopardus (leopard coralgrouper)
Lineage: Eukaryota; Metazoa; Chordata; Actinopteri; Perciformes; Serranidae
Source: RefSeq, a predicted model, not a curated record